UCCACCCAUCGCUUAGUUUUGUUCUCUGUCUGCCUCACUCACAAGAUGAGCGGGCGCGGUGGACGAAGGGUGGAGCUGAAGCUGAACGUGUCGGCGGCGGAGACGUCGCGGCGGCGGCGGUCGUCGUCGGUGUCGUCGUCGGAGCCGAGCUCGUGCUUGUCGUCGGAGCCGGAGAGUCCGCCGGCGGAGGCGAUGGUGCUGGCGGCGUGCCCGCGGUGCCUGAUGUACGUGAUGCAGUCGGAGAAGGACGAGCCCAAGUGCCCGAAGUGCAACCGCGACCUGCUCCUCGACUUCCUCGCCGGCAGCGGCGCGGCAAAGGCGGCCAACUAAUUAACUAGUUGAAUUGCUCGAUCUCGAUUGCAGCUUUAGUUUGAAUCGUUCUCAGUUUCUGUUUUCCCCUCUCUGCUUUUUGUUAGUUGAAGCUGAUCCAUGUGAAAUUUCCUUGC
Zingiber officinale is the source of this 446-nucleotide messenger RNA. Its product is annotated as protein GL2-INTERACTING REPRESSOR 1-like. Lineage: Eukaryota; Viridiplantae; Streptophyta; Magnoliopsida; Zingiberales; Zingiberaceae. The coding region runs from base 46 to 330 and encodes 94 amino acids. The record is from RefSeq and is a predicted model, not a curated record. The transcript is spliced from 2 exons.